Molecule: messenger RNA, 2283 nt
Organism: Trichoderma gamsii
Lineage: Eukaryota; Fungi; Ascomycota; Sordariomycetes; Hypocreales; Hypocreaceae
Exons: 3
Coding region: 1-2283 (760 amino acids)
Biological process (GO): protein polyubiquitination
Molecular function (GO): ubiquitin protein ligase activity; metal ion binding
Source: RefSeq, a predicted model, not a curated record
AUGGCCGCGAUCCACGACCGAUAUACUGUGCUCCCGUCCCAAAGGCUACGACGGCCGGGAGCACUGCUACGAACCGUGCUGAGACACAGAGAUUACGCGGGAGACCGACAUCCACACGACAGGAUCCAGGUCACUGGACAGACUGCUGGACAGGUCACUGGACAGGUGCUGCUGCCCACCAUUGCCGACCACGAAUACCACCUUAGCCCCAGCGGAGCCAUCGGCACAGAGAGCGCAGCAGCGCUGCAAAUACAGGGGCCCCCUACCGCUGCAGCGCCGGCGGCAGCACCUGCAGCAGCACUUACAGCGCCCACAGGGGCCCCGUCCCCCUCUAUCCCCGCUGGCUUCGCUCCCGGGCCCCCCAUCUUACCGCCCGCGCCGCUGCGGCCAAGCCCCAACUUCUCUCCCCUCUCCAUCCGCCACGCUCGCAGCACAUCUUCUCCUCUUCCUCUACACGCCGCUCCUCCUCCUGCCUCUGCCUCCACGCCAGCCUCAGCGCCCGAGAAGCGACGAGCGCGCCUCUCGUCUCCCAUCGCCACGAUGCCCGAGUAUCGCCAUAUGCGGAGCGGCAGCCUCAGCAUUCCCAACGGCGCCCACGGCAGCAGCCAUCACCACAGCAUGCCGCGCAGCCCGCCCAACACAUCGCACGUCCCGUGCAAGUUUUUCCGCCAAGGAGCCUGCCAGGCCGGCAAUGCCUGUCCCUUUAGCCAUGAUCUCGGCAGCGCUUCAGAGAACAUUUGCAAGUAUUUCGCAAAGGGUAACUGCAAGUUUGGCCCCAAAUGCGCAAACAUCCACGUCCUCCCCGACGGUCGCCGAAUCAACUACGGUAAGAAUGGCGUUACAAUCGGUGCAAAUCCCCUCAAUCUUGCCAAUCGCGCGGGCGGCACCAGUCCCGGCUCACAGACCCCCGGCACUGUCGCUGGGCCAUUCACCCAUUCUACCGCCAGUGCCUUGACCAACUCUCUGUAUCGUGCCGACCAGCCCGCAUAUCCUUAUCUCAGCGAUGAGAUGCAGCAAUUCGGCCUGUCCAGCAGCCACCAUGACAGCGGCCUCCCGACCAUUGAUGCGCCCUACUCCGUCACCGACUCCAACUACGGCUCUCCACCGGAUGAUGAAUCCUCCCGCCUAGGAUUUGGUCUAUCGCCUGCUGCAAAGGGCUUAUCUGUCCUCGAUGCCCCAUUACCCGCCUCUUUCGACUCCAACGGCAUUUCUAAUGCCGCCCGCUUCCCUGCUGCGCCCUGGCCUUCAUCCGUGCCCUCAAAGUUUGGUCUCGAAUCGCCGUCCCCAUCGCUCAGCAGCAUCAAGGAUCAGCGCACGUCCGAGACGCUCAAGCUGCUCCACUCCUCCGCCUUUGGAUCUUCUGAACAUCUCAUUACCCCCACCGCCAGCAGCCCGCCAGACUCGCAUCAUCUGACUGGCGAAGAGUACUUCGGGAAGCGAAUUAUGCACUCCACCCGAUACCCCAAGCAGCCACGAAUGCUCAGCGCUAGCAUGCCCAAGAACAUGGUUGACCGAGACUGGGAGGCCGAGUUUGCCUUUGGCGACGAUGAUAACGUGCCAGAAAACCUCGUUCCCGGUGACCUGCAGGACCUAUUGACUCCGGCAGAGAAGGCCCGGAGAGGUUCGAUGCGAGAUGAGCGGCCAGACUUUAGCCUCAGCAGUCUUGGCAAAUAUGGCAGCCCGAUUGGCUCCAGCCCGAGUCGAUGGGGACCCCUGUUCCAACGUCAGAAGGAAGAGGAGGAGAUGACAAGAUCGGCCCGAAGCGCUGCCGGAUCGGCUUUCGGCCACGUUGGCAGUCCCCUGCGGAAUUCGAUCCUUGCAAAGGAAAUGUCCGACAACAAUGGUAUAAGCCGACCAUCUAUUACUCGGCCAGUAGGUGGAAGCGAGAGCAUGUCUGUUCUGUCGCAGCAGCUACAACGGAGCCGACUUGAUGAUACGUUGAAUGGCUCAAGCCCGCUUUUGCACCCGACAGCCGGCCGCAGCGCGGGCAAUGGCAUCUCGCCCAUUGGCAAGGACCGCGGCCUGGAGCGUCACGUUUCUAGUGCCAGUAUCGGGUCGUCUGGCAGAUUCACAACACCAAUUGACGAAGAGGACUCUGCAUUCGUAUUCAGCAUGGAAGAGGAAGAAGAUCCUUCUUCAUCAAAGGCUCGCAAGCGUGGCUCUUCUGGCUUGGCUCUAGGGAGCUUUACUUCCUACGCCAGUGCCGCCGCUGCCAGUAAAGGAGCGGCAUCUUCUAAUGGUGCAAAGGACGGACGAGAUGCCGUACCAGUCAACGGGAGGUAA